Anopheles funestus (African malaria mosquito) is the source of this 5928-nucleotide messenger RNA. RefSeq lists its product as uncharacterized. Lineage: Eukaryota; Metazoa; Arthropoda; Insecta; Diptera; Culicidae. The transcript is spliced from 4 exons. The coding region runs from base 2459 to 4366 and encodes 635 amino acids. The record is from RefSeq and is a predicted model, not a curated record.
ACAAGCGUGUAAAUAUUAGCCGUUAAACGGUUGUUUUUAUGUCGCGCCUGUACAGAGGACACCAACCGAAAGGGCGGAAGAGGAGAAGGAGGAAUAUCAUACGUAUGAAAGGUUCCUCAGGCUACCGCUUUCAUCGCUCAAUUAAUCGGUAGGAUUAUUUCGAUAAGCUUAUUUUACUGCAAUCCGCCUUUAAUUGGUACUUACCGCCAUACCAGGCUCUAGCGGCUUGUGGGGAAGGACGAGCUUCAUUUAUUAGCUGCACGUCAGGUGAAUGCGCUCUUGAAUGUUUCCCUGGACGUUUAGGUGCACAUUAGACGGGCUAAUCCUUACGAAUGGGGCGAAUACGCGUGAGAACGUUUUGCAAAGACAUCUCGACGGCGAGAGCAUGCGCAAAUGCCCAACAUCUGCCGGGUCUUUCCUUUGAUGAUAAUCGUCAACUUCAUAGACGACUUUGAAUUGGAUGUAAAUGCAGAGUUGAUAUCAUCAUCGACUAUAUACGUCACUCCAGGUUUCCGCAGUAGUCCUAAUAGGGCAUGAAAAGAACUCUGUAUCAUCUUCACCAACAUUCGUGCAAGCAGCAAGAAUUCACCAAGAACACGAAGAAUUCGAAUUCCUGACCUUGAAAGUUCUCUGGAACUGGGUUAUGAACGAUCUCAGAACUCCCGAGCAAGGGUAAAACGGUUUAAACCUGUUUCAGCGCCAGAACGAGAUCUGGUCACCAUAAUGUCUAGAACAUCUGCCCACCAGACCGCACACCGCAUGAGCGAGAGAACUUUCUUUUUCGCUUUCUUUUCCCUAUCCCGUUCGUAACGCGUUGGAGAGCGAAAUGUACCGGGGUUACGGUUAAGAUAGGGCAAAACCUGCCGAAAGGGUCAGGUGUGGCGAACUGCUGGCGUAGAAAAGAGCGCAAUGUGCGAAGCUGCGUACGCAUGCGCUUCUUCGUUUUUUCAUUCUUUCUCUUUCUUUUCUCUCUCUCGGUCUCUCUCUCAUUCUUUACUCUUCGAUGUAGGCUUUCAUACGCACUUUUCUUUCGUAUCUCGCGGGAGGCUCGUCUCAAGUGCAUGUAGACUCCACCGGAAAUCCACCAACUUCAGAUGAUAUACAUCUCUUUCUCUCACACUCACAUCUUCUCUCUCUCUCUCUUCCCUUUGGUUGCCAACGCUUGGGAAAAGAAAGCCAAAGCGCAAGCUCCAGUGGCUGAAAGAGUCCGCCAAUGUGAUGCUGUUAGAUACAGCCGAAGAAGAAUGAAAUGGCGAACGAGAGCGGUUUUGCUUUCUUUCGAACAACAACAACCGCAACAACAAAAAGCCGGGAUCGCGAUAUGAGCGAAGCCUCCCGGAGAAUGACCACGUGUGUUUGCUUCUUUUUUUUCUUCUUCUUCUUCAUCUCUCUCUUUCUCUCUCUCUGUCUCCUCUUCUGGUAGUAGCCGGUGUAUGUGUAUAAUGUUUUUUUUUUUAUUUUUGCACCAGAGACUUCGAUGCCCCGAAAGCGAGCAGACCGAGGUGGUGAACCGACCGAACAGCACGAAGAAAGUCGAAAGAGAAGUCACCGUGGUGUAGGAAGGAACGGACCAGCAUGAGCUGGAGCGAAAAGGGCAGAUAAAUGCCGUGAGCCUAUUUUCGGGGGAGAGGUGGCUGGAUUUGAGGUGAGGACGCCUAUUUUAGCCUGGUGGGUUGCGAAAGCGUACGGAAGGAACGUGGCGUUUGGUGGUGAUGGUGGUGAUGGUGGUCCAUACAUCAUCAUCUGCGCCUUGGUAGCCAGCCGGACUCGGGGGCUCACACGGAUCGACUAUAACGCUGAAAGCAAACAGGUGAAUUAAACAUUCUGCCAUAGACAACCGUGGUGUUCGGACGCGCGGGCUACCUAAAUCGCCAAAAAACAAUCGCCGAGUUGUGGGUCCUGGUGCCCCAGUCAAAUACAUACGGGGACGCUUAUCAGCGUCACACUACACUUUGCGGGACAAGCGCAAUCUUUUUUUUUUUGCAACAAACAACAACCGCAACAACGCUUCAACGAAAAGCGUGGAUGCUGGGCUUUCCCGUGGUGUUUUGUUUUCAAAUUGACAGUUGAUGUAAGGAGCGUGAAGAACGGCAUCCUUCGUGUACUAUCCGAGUACUAAAGGUGUGUAAGUGUUAGUGAGUGUUAGUUGCCGGUACGUUUAAACGUUUUCUUCGGUAUAAAGUGUCGCUAAAAUAAAGCGAACCACAAUCGGAUAUUCAGGUGGCACCCGGUGUGUUGUGCAGCUGUGCCUGUAAACUAACAUUGGUGUGAUUUGAAAUUUAGUAGUGUAACCGGUGUGAAGCGUAACGGGCGUAACGCUCGUGUGUAUACGUACGCAACCAGUAGUUUAUCCUUUCCCCGUACGCAGCCACGCGACAGUGACAGUUGAAGCGUAGUUACAGCGGUACGCGUUAAACCAGUGAAAUAAUAACAAGCCGGUUCACAGCAAAGAUUGAGCAUGCGGCUGACAAGAUUAUUUUACUCAACGUUACUGAUAGGAAUACUGCAGCUGACGGUAGCCGAGGAUCAGGUCGAGGUUGUGAAAUCGGUUAGCCCUGGAGAUGAGGUGGCGAAGCGUGAAAACGAUUCCGACCAGGUUGCACUGGAAUCGGUUGAUCAAGAUUUGCAAGGAUCGGCACCGGUACAGUCCUACCCGCAACACUUACCAUCGCCAUUAAGCCACGGUUCGGUAGGCUUGGGUGGCCCCGGUUUGGCGAAACAUGGACCAGGCCCUCAGCAUGGACCGAUACCGCACCAUGGACCACCGAUACCGCAUGGACCGAGUCGAGCGUCUUUAAGCCAUGGUCAACCGUUCGGACCGCCACCACCGCCACCACCUCCACAAGGUGUACCGGUGGCACACGCCUACCAUGGUCCGCCUCCGCCACUACCACUAUCGGGUGCACUCAAAGCACAGGCCAGCGAGCUUAGCCCAGAGAAGCUGUACGGGCCACCGCUUGCCGGUAACGAACUCUGGUCGUCCCCAUUACAGGACAUGCCGAAAAUUGUCUCGCUGGACGUGAAGUGUGAAAAGCAAGGUAUGAAGGUGUUCGUCCAGUUCGACAAACCCUUCUUCGGCAUCGUUUUCUCCAAGGGUCACUACAGCAACGUCAACUGUGUGCAUCUGCCGGCCGGGCUCGGUAAAACAUCGGCUUCGUUUGACAUCGGUAUCCACGAGUGCGGUACGGCUGGCAACACGGACAACGUCCUGUACAACGGUUACUCCGGCACGGACACGAACGCGGGCUCGUACUUCGAGAACAUCAUCGUGCUGCAGUACGAUCCGCAGGUACAGGAGGUGUGGGAUCAGGCGCGCAAGCUCCGCUGUACCUGGCACGAUCAGUACGAGAAGUCCGUCACGUUCCGGCCGUUCCCGGUCGACAUGCUCGAUGUGAUACGGGCGGACUUUGCCGGUGAUAAUGUUGGCUGCUGGAUGCAGAUACAGGUCGGCAAGGGUCCGUGGGCAUCGGAGGUAUCCGGGCUGGUAAAGAUCGGCCAAACGAUGACGAUGGUGCUGGCGAUCAAGGACGAUGACAGCAAGUUCGACAUGCUGGUGCGGAACUGUAUGGCGCACGAUGGUAAGCGGGCACCGAUCCAGCUGGUCGAUCAGCGUGGUUGCGUUACACGGCCGAAGCUGAUGUCACGCUUUACCAAGAUCAAGAACUUCGGUGCGAGCGCCUCGGUACUGUCGUACGCCCAUUUCCAGGCAUUCAAGUUCCCCGACUCGAUGGAGGUACAUUUCCAGUGUACGAUCCAGAUCUGUCGCUACCAGUGUCCGGACCAGUGUACCGAUCCGGGUGUGCUGGACGUGCACCAUCUGUCCGGAGGACCGGAACACCAGCAAUAUGGACCACCGCCACCACCACCGCCUCCCCAGUCACUCGACGCGCACGUGUUUACCUCGAACCGCAAGCGGGACGACCGGCGGAUCCGACGUACGCGUGCGACCGACCCGGAACAGAAGGAGGACGUCGGACUGAACCGUGUCAUACGCGUUGUGUCGCCCGGUGAUCUUACAUUCCCGAUCGGGUCCGGCUCGGUGAACGAUACCGAGGCCGCCACGAUGGUAUUUUCUGCACGCGACGAAGGUCUCAUCUGCAUGACCACGCCCGGCUUUACCGUCACGAUCGUCGUGCUGCUAUCGAUACUGCUAGCCUCCUGCAUUACGUCCGCCUUUCUCUGCAUACGCCUCAAGCCGUUCUCGCUGUCACUAGCGAAGGAGCGUUCGGUUGCGUUCACCAAUCCGCACCUCACAUCGUCCGUCUCCGGUACCGUGCUGACCAGUGGAGCUAGCUCCAUCGUCGGUACGCUCAAGUCAACCAAAUCGAACGCCACCAACAGCAAAACGCGUAUGUUCUACACCUGAACGGUCGGUCGGAUUUGGGGAAGUGCUUGAGUGCGAGCUGAGGAGCGAAUCCCCCCCGGUUCUUGCUGCAUCCUUUCGUUUCUCAAUCCACGAUCCACCUCUGUUUUUUUUUUGUUUUUCGUGCGUUCUCCCAACCCUUCUCGAUCGCAACCGGGAAGGUGGAACGAGCGCCAACGGACGCUUCCUACUCCCCCCCCCCCCCUUUCCCCCUUACACAAAACCCAUCCUCUCCAGUCAACACGCAGGUGUGCUGCACGGCAAAACACGGAACUCAAACUAAAUGGAAACCGUUUUUUUUUUGUUUUGUUUUUACAAAGCAAACACUAGAUCUAUUUCUUAAAUUUCCGCCCACUUCAAAACAAAAACGCAAAACAUUUUUCAAACGAUUUUUUUGUUGUUGUUGUUAAAUACAGCAGGGCAGUAUUUAGUUGAUACAUUUCUAAGAGUUAAGGUUAGGCACCUUUUAAAGACAAAAGAAAAGAAACAACACACACACGGACACACGCACACACGCACACAUACAAAAUAGGAAGGGGGGUAGGGGCACACAUAGAAAGUACACACGGAUAGUAAAAUGGCCGACCCGGGGGAAACAGGUGCAGCAGCCAGUCGGUGGAGCUCCCGCGUUGGUGAUGGGAUGUAUGGGGUGAUGGCAGGCUACAUUUAACCAGGCGCAAGUAUUGUGCCCGUUUUCCCUUUGUUUUCCGGGCGUUUUCCGGUGCAUCCGGAUCACUGGUGCUAGGGAAAGGAUGCUUGCCAAAAAAAAAAAACAAAAAAAAAGAAACAAACACACACAUACACAAACACUUCUAGUACGAUGAAUGGGGAGGAGAGCUCUCCCGAUGGGGACGAUCUACAUUGUUUAGUAUAUUAGCGUAUUGAGCAUUAUUUAUUGAUUGAUUUAUUUAUUUAUUUAUUUAAUCGCUAUUACUUCUGCGCAAACACGACUGCUUACUUGAAAGAGGAAAUACAUAACUUAUUUAUUUAAAAAAAAAGUUUGAUUUAGUGCGAAGGGGUUUCACGUAAAACAGUCCUUCGCAUACGCAAACAGCGUAGUGAUGGGGGCCCCUUCACUUCAUCCACCUACUAAUCUACUUCUGCUAAACGGUUUCACAUUACUACUUUCGCGAAGCACUAGCUGACAUUUUAAAAAUGUCACCUUUUGCCUUCAUUUCCCCCCCCCCCCCCCCCCCCCCUCUUCCUGCUGACUGGCCUAAGAGCAUGCAGCUGAAUGCAUGCAUCUGUGCACGUUUGUAGCGAGUACCGCCUUACGAGCGAAUGAGAAUUUACUAGGAGUCUCCUGUAGUAGCCACCCGCCAUAGACACGUACGUCAGGUGAGACGUAUAAUAGUAAACGCAUCCAAACUUACAGAGACAUACAUCGAUCAGGGGUUAAAUUUAACGACACAACACACAACAGCUGCUUCCCAUACGCUUUUGCUUCGGUUCUAUUCCAGACGUAUCACAGCUUCGCAACACGUGCAUCAGAAUGGCAUUCAGAUGAUAUGAUAAAUAUUACACAAUAUAACGAACAGAAAAAAGAGUGUAUGUGAGAGAGAGAG